AUGGAGGGUAAUCACAGUGGCUUGGCUGGAAGCACACAGCCGUCUCUGUCAGAAGAACAGACAGAGGGGCACAUUUUUGAGGUUGCGGUGCAGAGCAACUCCACCAAUCGCAGCUCCCAGUUUGCAGAUGUGGCCCUGCUGCAAAAGUUCAAGCCUCUCAUCAUCCCCAGUUAUGUGCUUGUGGUGGUGGUGGGUGUCCUUGGGAAUUACCUGCUGCUCUAUGUCAUCUGCCGAACCCGCAAGAUGCACAACGUCACCAACUUCUUCAUCGGAAACUUGGCCUUUUCUGACAUGCUCAUGUGUGUGACUUGUGUCCCCUUUACUCUUGCCUACGCCUUCAACCCACAUGGUUGGGUUUUUGGCCGCUCAAUGUGCUAUCUGGUGUUCCUCAUCCAACCUGUCACAGUCUAUGUUUCAGUCUUCACACUCACUGCUAUUGCUGUGGACAGAUAUUAUGCAACAGUUCAUCCCUUAAAGAAGCGCACCUCUGUGGCUACUUGUGCUUCUAUCCUCACUGGCAUCUGGCUGCUGUCCUGUGGGCUGGUAGCUCCAGCAGUGACCCACACCUACCAUGUAGAGUUUAAAGAGGAAGGCUUCACCAUCUGUGAGGAGUUCUGGUUGGGACAAGAGAAAGAGAGACGGGCCUAUGCAUACAGCACUCUGCUGGUCACGUAUGUCCUGCCAUUGUCAGCUGUCUUUGUCUCUUAUCUCUGCAUUACUGUCAAACUGAGGAACUGUGUUGCACCAGGCCACAGGACACAAGACCAGGCAGGUGCUCAACGAGCCCGUAAGAGAAAGAUCUUUCGCUUGGUUGCACUUUUGGUGUCUGCCUUUGCAGUGUGCUGGCUUCCUAUUCAUGUGUUCAAUGUGCUGAGAGACAUAGACAUUCACCUCAUUAACAAGCGCUACUUUUUACUUAUACAACUGCUGUGCCACCUGUGUGCCAUGAGCUCAUCUUGCUGUAACCCCUUCCUCUAUGCAUGGCUACAUGACCGCUUCCGCACUGAGUUACGGAAGAUGUUCAAGUGCAAUCAUCGCAUUGGAGUGCCUGCCAACCACUGUGCUGCCAGUGUGGUCUUGUAA
This is a messenger RNA of Xiphias gladius (swordfish), 1083 nucleotides long. It is a transcript of the gene prlhr2b, whose product is annotated as prolactin releasing hormone receptor 2b. Gene Ontology annotation, biological process: G protein-coupled receptor signaling pathway. Gene Ontology annotation, molecular function: neuropeptide Y receptor activity; neuropeptide binding. The record is from RefSeq and is a predicted model, not a curated record. NCBI's taxonomy places the organism in Eukaryota, Metazoa, Chordata, Actinopteri, Istiophoriformes, Xiphiidae. The transcript is spliced from 2 exons. Bases 1 to 1083 code for a protein of 360 amino acids. Gene Ontology annotation, cellular component: plasma membrane; neuron projection.